UUAGCCGUUACCGCGGUGUCAUACAGGACCCUUCAGUUCAACAUGGCGGCCACUCAAACGAAGUCAGCUUUGUUCGUCUGCUUGGGGAAUAUUUGCAGAUCCCCUAUUGCUGAAGCAGUCUUCAGAAAGAUGGCAACAGAUGCUGGCGUUGUUGAUAAGUGGGUCAUAGACAGUGGUGCCACAUCUGACUGGAAUAUAGGCAGCUCACCGGAUGCCCGUGGUCUGGCCUGCCUAAGGAUGCAUGGCAUUGAGUCACGCCACAGUGCCCGACAGGUGACUAAGGAAGAUUUCAAGAGCUUUGACUACAUUCUCUGCAUGGAUGAGAGCAAUUUGACUGAACUGAACAGGAAAGCAAAACUUGCGAAAGACGGCGAAGCAAAGAUUGAGCUCCUCGGUUCAUACGACCCGCAGAAGCAGCUCAUCAUCAAAGACCCAUAUUAUGGGAGUGACGAGGACUUUGAAAAGGUGUAUGAACAGUGUGUACGUUGCUGCAAAGCAUUCCUGGAAAUGAACUCCUAACAACAUCCAACCUUAAACUAUCUUUGUGGAAUCUGUUGAAUUUGAAAGAUUUACCAAAUAUGCUUUGACUGUCACAUAAGCACUCACUAGUAUACUGUAACCCUCUUGUGGAUGUCACUGAAAACACCAGAAAACACAUUUGUCUCAGUGUUGUAAAUGUCAAACAAAGUAAUAACAUUGUGUUCAUUUAAAAAGAUGCUGCUUGGAAAAAAUUUGAAGAAUUCAGGUGAUUAAUAAAAUGGAUAAAUGACUUUGA
This is a messenger RNA of Cottoperca gobio, 775 nucleotides long. RefSeq names its product acid phosphatase 1 (gene acp1). Gene Ontology annotation, cellular component: cytoplasm. The record is from RefSeq and is a predicted model, not a curated record. Bases 43 to 519 code for a protein of 158 amino acids. The transcript has 6 exons. Gene Ontology annotation, biological process: protein dephosphorylation. Gene Ontology annotation, molecular function: non-membrane spanning protein tyrosine phosphatase activity; acid phosphatase activity. NCBI's taxonomy places the organism in Eukaryota, Metazoa, Chordata, Actinopteri, Perciformes, Bovichtidae.